UUACAGCUAGACCUGUGUGCUGCAAGGAGCUAAGGCCCUCAGUGUCCCCUUCCUUACCCAGGUUUGUCACAAAAUGGAUUCCCAGCGGGAACUUGCAGAGGAACUGCGGCUUUACCAAUCCACCCUUCUUCAGGACGGUCUAAAAGAUCUCCUGGAUGAGAAAAAAUUCAUCGAUUGCACCCUAAAAGCAGGUGACAAAAGUCUUCCUUGCCACAGAUUGAUUUUGUCAGCUUGUAGUCCUUACUUCCGUGAGUAUUUUUUAUCUGAAAUUGAUGAGGAAAAAAAGAAGGAGGUAGUACUAGAUAAUGUGGAUCCUGCUAUACUUGAUUUAAUCAUCAAAUACCUGUACUCUGCCACUAUUGACCUCAAUGAUGGAAACGUGCAAGAUAUUUUUGCCUUGGCUAGCCGCUUUCAGAUCCCUUCGGUGUUCACCGUCUGUGUUUCCUAUCUUCAGAAAAGGCUUGCUCCUGGUAACUGUCUAGCCAUCCUGAGAUUAGGACUUCUUCUUGACUGUCCCAGACUCGCCCUUUCUGCCCGGGAGUUUGUGUCUGAUCGCUUCGUGCAGAUUUGUAAGGAAGAGGACUUCAUGCAACUGUCUCCACAGGAACUGAUGUCAGUCAUUUCAAAUGACAGUCUAAACGUAGAAAAGGAAGAAGUAGUAUUUGAGGCAGUGAUGAAAUGGGUGCGAACAGACAGAGAAAACAGGGUUAAAAAUCUUAGUGAAGUGUUUGAUUGUAUCCGUUUUCGACUUAUGACAGAAAAAUAUUUUAAAGAUCAUGUUGAGAAAGAUGACAUGAUUAAAAGCAACCCAGAACUUCAGAAAAAAAUCAAGAUUCUAAAAGAUGCAUUCGCAGGCAAACUCCCAGAACCUAGCAAAAAUGCACAGAAGACUGGGACUGGUGAGGUGAAUGGCGAUGUGGGUGAUGAAGACUUACUUCCUGGUUACCUGAAUGACAUUCCCAGGCAUGGAAUGUUUGAAGACCUUAUCCUCUUGGUGAAUGACACAGCUGCAGUGGCUUAUGAUCCCACAGAGAAUGAAUGCUACCUUACUGCACUGGCGGAGCAGAUCCCCAGAAAUCAUUCCAGCAUCGUUACCCAACAAAACCAGGUAUAUGUGGUAGGAGGACUCUAUGUGGAUGAAGAAAAUAAGGAUCAACCUCUACAGUCGUACUUUUUCCAGCUUGAUAACAUAGCAUCUGAGUGGGUUGGACUUCCACCUCUACCUUCAGCCAGGUGUCUCUUUGGUCUGGGAGAGGUAGAUGACAAAAUAUAUGUAGUUGCAGGCAAAGAUCUUCAAACAGAGGCUUCGCUGGAUUCAGUCCUGUGCUAUGAUCCUGUGGCUGCAAAAUGGAAUGAAGUAAAAAAUCUUCCUAUCAAAGUCUAUGGCCAUAAUGUGAUUUCACAUAAUGGGAUGAUAUAUUGCCUAGGCGGAAAGACAGACGACAAAAAGUGUACAAACAGAGUGUUCAUCUACAACCCCAAGAAAGGAGACUGGAAAGAUCUGGCUCCAAUGAAAACCCCACGUUCCAUGUUUGGAGUGGCUGUCCAUAAAGGCAAAAUUGUGAUUGCAGGAGGAGUCACUGAGGAUGGUCUUUCAGCUUCAGUUGAAGCUUUUGACCUCAAAACCAAUAAGUGGGAAGUAAUGACUGAAUUUCCCCAAGAAAGAAGCUCCAUCAGCUUGGUCAGCCUGGCUGGGUCCCUCUAUGCCAUUGGUGGCUUUGCUAUGAUUCAGCUGGAAUCUAAAGAGUUUGCACCCACCGAAGUCAAUGACAUAUGGAAGUAUGAAGAUGAUAAAAAAGAAUGGGCUGGGAUGUUGAAGGAAAUACGUUAUGCUUCUGGAGCUAGUUGCCUAGCAACACGUUUAAAUCUCUUCAAACUGUCUAAACUGUAAAUCAGGUGACAAAAUGUAAUAGAAAGGUGGUUUGUUUGGAUAACAAGGCUUUCAUGAUUUUUAGAAAGCCUGUACAGAGAUUCACAUAGAAAUUAUUCAGUAAAUUAAUGUCUUACAAGGUGGACAGAGUAUUAAAACUUCAGUCACUGACUCUUCAGUGUAACUCUGAGUUUAAAACCAUUUUCUAAUAAGAAAUUUAAUAUUCAGUUGGACAAAUUAUUUCUUGUGUUAAUCUGUCUCACUCAAAGAAAUGUAAAGGAGGUUCCUCAAUUUGAAUCAUUAAUCCCUUGUAUCGUUAUAGUACCAUUACAACUUGUUUUCUAUUAUAAAUGAAAUGCAUAUAUCCACAUUUUAAAAUGUUUAGGCUAUCAAAACCUUUCCUCAUGCUUUAAGCUAUGACAGGAAUCCUGUGACCUAUAUUAAAGAUUACAUGUCGUAAGAUGAUUUGGAAAUGCUAUUUAAGGAGUGUUAAUGAACGAAGCUCUUUUGAAGAGCAAAGUCUCUAAGUAAAAGUAGUCAAACCCAAAUGGCCUUAUUUUUUUCUCCAUUCUUUUUUGCGACACUGGCAUAUUAUUUGUGAUUUCCAAAUUAAAUUUUAAUUUUUGAUUUUUUAAGACCAGUAAAUCAUAGUCUUCGUGCCAUUAACUACAGCAGCUGUAGCAGGAUGGGGAGCAUCAUAAGGAAAUAGAUAAAUUCUUUAACCUUCUGGGGCAGAGUAUGAUAUGGAGAGGGCAUAUAAUCAUUGAUUUGGAUUUCAGCUAUGUUCUCCAUAAAAUGGCACUACACUCACUGAUUCUUCUUAGUAUAGAUAGUAAGUUGAUUCCUCUGUCUGUAGCCAAAUUCAACCUAUGCAAGUCACCAACUAUUCAUCACUUUUACCCUAGCCAAACAUCCACAUAUGGGUCUCACAUAGCUCAUGUAUUUGACUUCUAUCCUGUCAUGCUAUUUUCUGAGAAAUCUGAUUUGGGACUAAUUUGGAGCAUUCCAUUAUUACUUAUCAAGCAGCUACAUAAAGAGCAGCUAUGCAUUCAUACAGCUUUAUUUUCCCUACCAUAAAUAAGGUAACAGGCUGGGAAGAGUGGCUCAAACCUAUAAUCCUAUCUAAUCGAGAGGUGGAGAUUGGAAGGACUGCAGUUGGAGGCCAGCCUGAACAAAAAAGUCAGAGACCCUAUCUCAACCAAUGGCUGGGUGUGGUGGCACAUGCCUGUCAUCCUAGCUAUGCAGAGAAAUACAAAUAGGAGGACUGAAGUCUAGGUUGGCCCAGAGAAAAAUGACCAGUGCAAAAAGGGCUGGCACAGUGACUCAACUGGGAGAGCACCUGCCUAGUAUGUGUGUGGCCCUGAGUUAAACCCCCAGUACCAUAGAACAAAACACAAAGGAAAUAUGUUCAACAAAAAUUUUUAUUUUGUAUCUCUGAUGUAGAAUCAUGAUUACUUUUCUGCAUUGAAAAAUACUGAUCUGCUGGCGGAGUGCUCAAGUGGUAGAGCACCUACCUAGCAAACAUGAGGCCCUGAGUUCAAACUCCAGUACUACCACCACCCCCAAAAACAAAACAAAAAAAACCAAACCUAACAGAAGAACACUGAUCUGGGCACAGUAGUUCAUGCCUGUAAUCCCAGAAUUUGAGAAGCUAAGGCAGAAAGACCACAAGUUUAAGGCCAGCCUGGACUACAAAGUGAAUUUGAGGUCAUCCUGGGCUACAUGGUGAGACCUGUCUCAAGAAAAUAAAGAAAAAUGCUAAUCUGAACUAUACUAUGAGUAAGCAAUCAACAAAUCCCAAGACAGGAAACUUAAAAGUUCUCCAACAGAUAAAACUGUUAGGAAAAGGGACAGCGGGAGAUGCUUAUAAAGACACUUAAUGGCAGCACACACCUCAAGAGGCUGAGGCAGGAGGACCAUUAGUUUGGCCAGCCUGCACUAUGUAUCUAUCUCCGAAAGACUUAAAAGGGGUAUAGGGUAGGGAAAAUUAUGGUGCCAAAAGAUGCACACUUAGGAGAUGAGAUUACUCCUAGAGAUUACUUUGGGGGAAAGAAAGCUCACUUACGUAGACAUUAAGUUGUAAAAAUAAUGCUUUAUACAGUGUUUCUUUGAGGAGAUGAAAAUGUUUGGAAUUAGAGGUGAUGGCUAUAUAGACAUACUAAAAAUCACUGGAUUAUGCACUUUAAAGGGUGGAUUUUAUGGUAUAUAAACUUAAACUUUUUUUUUUUUUUUGGCGGUCAUAGGGGUUGAACUCAGACUUGCACUUGCUAGGCAGGCGCUCUACCAAUUGUGCCACGCCCCCAGUCCUGGUAUGUCAGUUAUAUUUCAGUGCAAAAAAUGUUUUUGUUUAUAAUAAUCCCAGUUGUUUAGAUGUAAAAAAUUAUCAACAGAAACACAGGGAUAUAUAAAUAAAACCAUUUGAGGGCGAUGUGGCUGUAACAUGUCUUCCUACUGAUUGCCAGGGUGAUUUAGCUGAUCUCGCUGGCCAGACAGGUGUCCUCUUCCUCCCUCACGCUUCCAAAUGCGUCUCUCCUAAAACUGUCAAAGAGAAGACCACCUUCCCUGAGAGGGGAGGGCUGUUCUUCAUCAAAGGUAUAUGAGUACCUGCACUCCCCUCCUACAGCCUCCAAACAGCUCUCAAGAAAAAACUAUUUCAAUAAAGCAGGCUAGCAAAAGGAAGUAAGAGAUACGGUACAUGAGAGUUAGAUUAUGUGUAACGUAAGUCAAAGACACACCAGGGUCAUUUAAAUAAGAAUUCCAUGUACCUCAAGUGUAUAAUAACUGGACUUCCAAUUAUUUAUAUCCAAAAGACACAACUUAUAACUGCCAUCAGUCUAUUUUAUUAUAAAAGCUGCACAGUAAAAUAUUUUAACUUAUUCAUGCUUAGCUCUUUUCACUUACAUGAGAAAUAGAAUACAUUCAGGUAAAUGGAUAAUCAAACACUAAGAACUUAGUAUACCUGUUAAUGUAAAUGAAUAUCAUGAGGAUGGUUUACAAGGAGGUAUCUUUCACUUGCUUAGUAUUUUGAUUCUUCUUUUCAAGAAAGGUUUUAUGAAGUUUGGUUCUGCAAAAAUUAUUAAGUAUUGCGGCUUGAGUCUUGGAAAGCCAUUGGAUAUUUUAAACAUGCAUUUCAGAGGUCAUAAGAGUAGAACACUGGGAUCAGUGUCCUUAUGAGAGGCCCAGAGAGUACUGGAGCCCUUCUACCAUGUGAUGAGGAUACAGCAACAUGAGGUCUAAGAACCAAGAAAGAAGCAAGCUCGCAUCAGACACAGAAUCUACUAGCGCCUUGAUCUUGGACUUUCCAACUCCCGGAACUGUGAAAAAUAAAUGUUUAUUGCUUGAGCCUCA
Messenger RNA from Castor canadensis (American beaver), 5218 nucleotides. RefSeq names its product kelch like family member 41 (gene Klhl41). Lineage: Eukaryota; Metazoa; Chordata; Mammalia; Rodentia; Castoridae. Gene Ontology annotation, biological process: regulation of skeletal muscle cell differentiation; regulation of myoblast differentiation; regulation of myoblast proliferation. The record is from RefSeq and is a predicted model, not a curated record. Gene Ontology annotation, cellular component: cytoskeleton; sarcoplasmic reticulum membrane; M band. Gene Ontology annotation, molecular function: protein binding.